AUGAUUCAGCUCAGGUUACAGAAGUCUUACUUCCUGCUGCGACGUUCUCAGCUCAAGCAGCCAGUGGCGCGACAGUCGGCCAGCGCGACAGUGGUCAGUGUCGCGGCCGGGGCGGCGGCGCGCGCGGCAGAGCUGCCGCCCCCGGGGGCAGUGGGCGCCGGGCGCUGGGUGGCGGGCGACACGCAUUCCUGGGAUUGCCAGCGCUGUUAUUUAAUGGCGAGCCCCGCAGCGGCCGCCACCCUGCGACGUUGCCGCGCGCCCAGCCGCACGCGCCACGGCGGCAGCGGCAACGCAGCCCGGGCUCUCUUGUCCGAGUUUUUAAGGAGAGCCGGUCCGCCGGCCGCCGCUGAAUGCCCGGCCCUGGCGGGAGGGGGCGCCGCCGCUGUUGAAAUUGUGGGAGGGGGGCGGGGGGCAGGGGGGCCGGGCAGGUGCGGGCAGAGAAAUCGAGGGAACCGGUUCCCCGCCGCGCCGCGGAGAGGGUCCGCACUGCGCGCCGCGCCGCAGCCAGCCAGCCGGGCAGCUGGCCGCACCGAACAGCCAGGCCGCAGCUCGCGCAGAUUCGCCGCGCGCUCCUCUGCUCCUCUGAUGCCCUACCCCACCCACAGUACACAAGCAGACUCGGGCCGCACAACGGCGAGCCCCAUCUAA
Messenger RNA from Schistocerca nitens (vagrant locust), 648 nucleotides. RefSeq lists its product as uncharacterized. Bases 1 to 648 code for a protein of 215 amino acids. NCBI's taxonomy places the organism in Eukaryota, Metazoa, Arthropoda, Insecta, Orthoptera, Acrididae. The transcript is spliced from 2 exons. The record is from RefSeq and is a predicted model, not a curated record.